This is a messenger RNA of Rosa chinensis, 1327 nucleotides long. Its product is annotated as 14-3-3-like protein. The record is from RefSeq and is a predicted model, not a curated record. Gene Ontology annotation, biological process: signal transduction. The transcript has 4 exons. Bases 196 to 978 code for a protein of 260 amino acids. NCBI's taxonomy places the organism in Eukaryota, Viridiplantae, Streptophyta, Magnoliopsida, Rosales, Rosaceae. Gene Ontology annotation, cellular component: cytoplasm.
UCCCAGAUCCAACGGCCCACCUCCUUCCUCCCUUCAACGCAACUCUCGGUCCACAAACCCCUCCACUCCAUUCCUAUUAGUUUUCUUUCCUUCUCUCUCUUCAGAUCCAUUCCCACCAAUCCCCCUCUCUCUCCUUCUUCUUCUUCAACCCCUCUCUCUCUCCCCUUCUCUUACCAAUCUCCAAUCUCACCAACAAUGGCCGCCCCCACGCCGCGCGAGGAGAACGUCUACAUGGCCAAGCUCGCCGAGCAGGCCGAGCGCUACGAGGAGAUGGUCGAGUUCGUCGAGAAGGUCUCCGCCUCCGCCGACAAGGAGGAGCUCACCGUCGAGGAGCGCAAUCUUCUCUCCGUUGCUUACAAGAACGUCAUCGGAGCCCGCCGCGCCAGCUGGCGCAUCAUUUCCUCGAUCGAGCAGAAGGAGGAGAGCCGCGGCAACGACGACCACGUCAGCAUGAUCCGCGAGUACCGAUCCAAGAUCGAGACCGAGCUCUCCAAAAUCUGCGACGGGAUUCUCAAGCUGCUCGACUCGCGCCUCAUUCCGUCGGCGUUUUCCGGCGACUCCAAGGUGUUUUAUCUGAAAAUGAAGGGAGAUUACCACCGUUACCUGGCUGAGUUCAAGACCGGCGCCGAGCGCAAGGAGGCCGCUGAGAGCACCCUCACUGCCUACAAGGCUGCUCAGGAUAUUGCCAAUGCUGAACUGGCACCAACACAUCCCAUCCGCCUUGGACUUGCCCUCAACUUCUCUGUGUUUUACUAUGAGAUUCUUAACUCUCCUGACCGUGCUUGCAAUCUCGCCAAGCAGGCUUUUGAUGAAGCAAUUGCAGAGUUGGACACACUGGGCGAGGAGUCGUACAAGGACAGCACUUUGAUCAUGCAACUGCUCCGUGAUAACCUCACUCUCUGGACCUCUGACAUGCAGGAUGAUGGUGCUGAUGAGAUUAAAGAAGCACCCAAGCCCACUGAGGAAGCAAAGCAGUGAUCACCAUUCUUCACUGCAGAUUAUGGAUUCACUUCUCCUCUAUAUGUUUUUAAUAGGAGAAGGUAAUCCUUUGCUAAUUUUCGGUCCCAUUCCGAGCUUCUAGACAUGAUUGUUGUCUUUGCAAUUAAAAUGUUGACGAACUCAGUCUUAAUUUUCCUUUAUAUUUUCCCCCUUUUUUUUUGUUAAAAUAGUUUGUUUGGAUCAAUUCUGUGUUUCUGGAAUGGUAAUUGCUCAAACAUAUUGAAGGUUUUGUACCUCCGAUUGGGAAAAAUAUCUAGCUUGAAUAUCUCUCCUGCUUGAUUCAAAGGCGGACCAUCAAUAUAGUGAUAAAUCACUAAAAUUUUCAUGA